Molecule: messenger RNA, 1965 nt
Organism: Cucurbita moschata (crookneck pumpkin)
Lineage: Eukaryota; Viridiplantae; Streptophyta; Magnoliopsida; Cucurbitales; Cucurbitaceae
Product: protein FLX-like 1
Exons: 9
Coding region: 428-1369 (313 amino acids)
Source: RefSeq, a predicted model, not a curated record
UUGAACGAAGUCGAUUUCUUCGUGUCGAAACAGGCGGUAAAAAACGAACAAAAGGAAGAGGGCGCAAAAAGAAACCCAGUUCUAGGGUUUUGUUUUUUCUUUGAUUUUCAACCCAAUCGAAUUGAUGAGAUGACAAUUCCCCAACUCUCAAUUACCUGAGUUCCUAUAGCCUCCUACUUGUCCACUCUCCAUCAGAUUCCUUCUCUACGGGAAGUUUCGUAUUCUACAUGGUUGGGCUGAUCGGAAGCUCGGCUUGCCAAAUUCUUCGGGGGUGUAUGGCAUUCCGAUUGCUUUGGACGGAGUGGCUUUCCUCGCAGCAGACAGAAAGCUGGGUUCUUGAUGGUUAUGAUAGUCCUAUUACAGAUAUAUUUAGAAUGGGGGAGAAAUUGAAAUGUAACUUGUUUUUGGGUUUUGGGAUUUAUCGAUCAUGUCUGGAAGAAAUCGAGGACCACCGAUGCCACUAAAUGGUGUGCCUCACGGUGGACUACCACCUGUUCGCGAACCUCAUUUUGGCAGAGGCCUUGGGCCAGUGCCACAUCCAGCGCUUCUUGAGGAAAUCAGAGAAUCACAGUAUGGGAUGCAUCCAGGAUCCCUUCCUCCACACCCUGCAAUGAUCGAGGAGCGUCUUGCUGCCCAACAUCAGGAUAUCCAAGCUCUUCUUCUCGACAACCAGAGGCUAGCUGCCACCCAUGUUGCUCUUAAGCAGGAACUAGAAGCAGCCCAGCAUGAGUUGCAACGCAUGGCUCAUGUUGCUGAUUCCUUACAUGCAGAAAGGGACAUUCAGAUGAGAGAAUUAUAUGAAAAAUCAGUAAGACUAGAAGUUGAUCUGCGAGGAGUUGAGACUAUGCGAGCAGAGCUUCUUCAAGUUCAUUCUGAUGUCAAGGAAUUAACUGUUGCAAGGCAGGAACUCACUGGUCAAGUACAAGCAAUGUCACAGGAUCUAACUAGAAUGACUGCAGAUUUGCAGCAGGUCCCUGCUUUGAAGGCAGAAAUUGAAACUGUGAAGCAGGAAUUACAUCGUGCUAGAGUUGCAAUUGAGUAUGAAAAGAAGGGAUAUGCGGAGAAUUAUGAGCACGGUCAGGUUAUGGAGAAGAAACUGGUUUCAAUGGCUCGGGAGUUGGAGAAACUUAGAGCUGAGGUUGCUAAUGCAGAGAAGAGAGCUCAUGCUUCUGCUGCUGCUGUUGGAAAUGCUGCUGCUGGGUACGGUACAAAUUAUGGCAAUGCUGAUGCUGGAUAUGCGGGAAAUCCAUAUUCUUCGAGUUAUGGCUUGAACUCCGUGCAGUCUGGUACCGAUGGUUAUCCUCCAUAUGGACCUGGAUCUGUUCCCUGGGGUGCAUAUGACAUGCAACGGGCUCAAGGACAUAGAUAGACUGAUGAAUUAUGUCCUGCUAAGAUGUUUCUUGUGGAGGGCUUGAGGUUCAAAUCACAAAGCAUUGAUAAUUAGGUUUGUGGGCCUUCCGUGAUCAGCUUAAUUUAUGGCUAUGAACCGAUUUCAGAUUGUACUAAGGUCGUAUGAAAAUGUCUGUCGGAGCUGAACUCCAAAAUCCUCCAUCUGAAGUCAGUUUAGCUCGUGGCUUGAACAAUCAACAAUUUGUUCCAUCUUAGGAAGCUAUCAAAUACUCUUCCUGGCAUAGGUCUUUACCAACUAGCAGUACAUCAUUCAGUGUGGUUGGCUUUGCACCCUAUGCUCUGGCAUGGAUCGUGUCGCCGCAGUUCGACAAAACUGGUUUCGCCGAGUUUAAUUGCCCCCCCCCCCUGCAGUGAAGUUGGCUGAAUAACAGCAGAGCCUGCCUGCACUUGGGGUGCGCCUACAGCCCUCCAUCACGCAAAUAUCAGUGUAUGCCACAGCUUAAGAUAUAUUUUGUAUGUAUUCUACUCUGAAUUCUUACUCCAACUUAUGAAUCAGAUGCAAAUAUCUAUUAGGUGACUAAUUGUACAACUAAUUAUAAGAUGAUGUGGCGUUUU